Molecule: messenger RNA, 1118 nt
Organism: Seminavis robusta
Lineage: Eukaryota; Bacillariophyta; Bacillariophyceae; Naviculales; Naviculaceae
Source: the annotation of a GenBank genome assembly
CAAGGAACGUCGAAACGGCGCAGGCGGUGGCGCCUCCUCAAGAUGUCGUCGUUCCAUACAAGGCCAUCUCCUACAUGUACAAUACUACUGCUCCUCCUCCGCCUGCUCCUCCAAGUAACACAUCUCGGAUGGUCCACCCCCAAGGUGCCGCCACCACGCUGGCAAUGUACCAGCCAUACACAUCGGCUGUUACUGCGGCUCAGGCGGCUGUUAUUAGUCAUCCUCCGUCCCCCGUGACUUCUCCAGCCGCCCCUGCUGCACAGUGUGUCCCCUUUCCCAUGAUUCACAAUCCGUUGCGAGCACCUCCCGCUACUACCAGACGGGUCUCUUCCGUCUGCAGUACCGGUAGCCCCAAGCCACUUCCCGCUGCUGCCACUCAGCUGCAGCUUGCCCCUCAAGCAAAUAAUGCACCAGCGGCACAACAGCCGGUGCCAAGGUGUGUCUCCCAAAACACUCUCGAGGGCACCUCUGGUGGUCAACCUAUCCAAGCCAAUGAUCCAGUGGCGGCGGCACGUGCUGCUUUCCUCGCUGAGACCACAGAGCAAACCAUGGUGGCUCCUGCUGCCUCCUCCUACAAGGAAGGAGCGGAGGAAACACAAGGAGGAGGAGACGAUGAUGAUUUUGCACACAUUCUCUUUGAAUUGGCCAAUAGCUAAAUCAGUCAUCCCAUUACAUUCAAGAUGCAUUCUUCAAGACACAAGAUGCACGCAUUCUCAAGAUACACCCACUCUAUAGGAAGGGUAGAGCCAAGGCCUGCCACUUUCUUCCUUCGUGCACCAGACCUACCUUAGACUAGCCACCCAACGUACAAAUACGGCGAUUUUCCCUUCAAGGAGGUCUGCAUGCUUUCAUUCAUUCAUUCAUUGUUCACGUCAACACUCCCCCCUUCUCUUCUCUCUUUCAUCACUGGACUUUCAUCAACUAUUACCCCUUUCCUCUCCUAUCAAUCACCAUCGCAAAAGACAACCAUCAAGCCACUGCACCUCUACUCACGCGGUUGUCAAAAGCACACAAGACACAACAGAGCACAAAUAAUUAACUAACUAACUAACUAUUGCAGCUGUAAUAAAAGUUAAAAGUUCAGGUGUAAUGUUGUACAAGUAAGUCUAACACGAAAC